Messenger RNA from Spinacia oleracea (spinach), 1664 nucleotides. RefSeq lists its product as uncharacterized. Bases 181 to 1317 code for a protein of 378 amino acids. Lineage: Eukaryota; Viridiplantae; Streptophyta; Magnoliopsida; Caryophyllales; Amaranthaceae. Gene Ontology annotation, cellular component: endomembrane system. The record is from RefSeq and is a predicted model, not a curated record. The transcript has 12 exons.
AAACGAAAAAAAAAAAGGGGAAAGAGCAGCACCAUCCCUCCAAACUCUUGCAUAGAUAGAUUUGGGUCAAUCGAUGAGACAAAGUAAGAAGAUAUCAAAGAGUUGAGAGUUAGAGCUUCAACCUGAGAUCGCAUCUUCCAUUCUUCCUAUCCAACUCAGAAAUCACUGGAAAGUCGCAUCAUGGAUCCCGGCGCCCGUGUUCGUGCUCGUGCUCGUGCUCGCUGCCCGUGGCUCCUACUCAUCGUCUUCUCAUUCCUCUGUCUUCAAUCCAUGGCUGAUGAUCAUCAUGAUGAUGCUUCUUUGCUCUUCAUCGAUAGCCUUACGCAUCCGUAUCUUCAUUCUCACCAGACUAAUUCAAUGUCAGCCAUGGAAGUUGGUGCAACGGUGUCAAUUUUGCUUGGUCUGGCACCACCACCUAUGCUUUCAACUACCAGUUCAUCUAAGUUGAAUGAACUCCUGUUGCCUAAUCCCUUUGAUAGGCCACGCCAUGUUUUCAUGCUUGAAAUUGGGCUUGCUCAAGAUUCUCAAGAAGUGGUUUAUCCUAAUGAUGCUCUGUUUAGAAGUGCUAUCAAGAGCAAGGUGGUUAGGAAUGCUGGUAGUGUUGAAAUUGAACUUCCAGAUAGAGGAGUCUCUUUUUUCUCGUUGGAUGGACCAGAUGUUACUGACAAAGAUCUAAGUGAUUUCGCAUCUAGUUUUGGUGGCUCCUAUGUGUCAGAUAAUCUGGAAUCCUUAAAUGGAGAAUUGAUUAUCCCCUUACCUAGCGGGUUUAAAAUGAAUCUUCACAUGUCAAAGAACGCUGACAGGAAAUUUGCCUCUGGUUUGGUCUACCUAAUUGACAACAUUAAGAAGGUUACAGAGAUGACGAAAGAUUUGUCUCAAAGUACUUUGGAUUAUGCUGAACUAGUGGGAGGAUAUUUUGAGGGCGUUAAGGCUCUGCAAGAAGAGUAUGGGUCCAAAGACGUUGCACAGCAAGGCAUGGAAUUGCUACUUACUACAGUAUCCAAAGCUGUUGAGAAUCUACAAGAAAGAUAUGAAGGUGAAAUUGUCGCCAUCGUCCUUUUCAGCAAGACACAGUCUUUUCUGCCACAAAGGAUGCUCGAUGUGACCUAUAUUUCAAGGCCUCCCCUACGUUUACUGGAGGAAGUGAAAACUCCGUCCAACGUAACUGCUGCUGCAGAAGUGGCACUGGUUAGACUAACACUUGCAUGGACCACUGGAAUCGUUCUACUCAUUGCAACCUUUAUCGGGGUUUAUCUUCUCAUGAAUAUGGCAGUUACAAGAGACACACUCUUGUAUUCUAAUGUGAAACUUGACUGAGGUGGGCUAUUUACUGUACAUUUGGCAUGCUUGAGGAAGUGAAAGCAGGCCGUGUCUGAAGGUGUAUGUUAAACUGCUGGGACAUUGGGUAGUUUUUGCUUUAUUCUCCGCCGAGUUUCGUGGGGAAACCGUCAGCAUUUUGGAGGAUUUGGAUUCUCCCUGCAUUGGGGAUUUUGACAAAACUAGCUUGUUUAAUUUGAUAGUGUUGUCCAAUAUUUAUAUUUUGUUGAGUGCCUCGGUGCGGGGUCUGAAUAAGAAUACAGAAGAGUACUGUAUAUUGUAUAAAAGCAUGCGUCUGCGUCUGCCUUAAUCUUUCAAAAGAAGAAGAAAACAUGCCUCUCCUUCAA